UACGCUCUCCCCUCCCUCUAUCCCACCCUCCUCUGCUUCUCUCUAACACUACCUGACUCCUCUCUCUGUCUGUCCUGGAGCGCUGACAAAUAGUUAGGUUUUUGGAGCUGCAUCACCUCUAAGGCAGCUGCUCUGUCUUUCAGUCUCUUUUGCUUCUUUUCUGCGUAACCCUCUCCACUGACUUUGUUGCCAAAAUGUACCGGAACCCAUGGAUCUCGAAUUACCUGACUCACGUCAAGUUUUGCAGCCAAGGACUUGGGAGUGAGACCUCCAUUAAACUAAGUAAUCCUCGAUUGCUACAGAAGAGAGCUUUGAGCUUCCAGAAAGAAUUCUCCUUCGACGAAAAAGACAACCCAGCCAAAAGCACCAAGGACAUAGAUGUUAGUGUCUUGGCAAAUCUUCCCAAAGUCUCUGAAUUAAGGAAGCGAUUUGAAAGCGUCACCACAAGCACAAGUGACUGGGAAAUGAACAGAAAGGAACGUAUCGCUCGGCGGCUGGAGGGCAUAGAGGGUGAAGUGCAUCCAUCUCUGUUGCCUAGCUUGGUGGCAAACCGCCUUCUGGAGGAGGACACACCACGAUACACCAGGGCAUCUGACCCUUGUGAGCCCUGUGGGGUUACAGGGCAACGGUAUGCCAUGGAGGGUUUUGAAAGCCCAGAGAUGCAGCUGAUGGCUCCAGAGCACCAGUCCAGACCUCGAUGCAGACCUGACCCCCAGUCCUUCAUCCAUACAGAGCCUAUGUUCAGCUCAGGCUCCACCACCAGCGCCCCAGAACUGGAGUCCAAGGCUGAACGCAUCGCCCGCUACAAAGCGGAGCGGCGCAGGCAGCUGGCCGAACGCUAUGGCAUCUCUUUGGAUCAGGAGCCAGAUGUGGAAUGUCCCUCCCGAUACAGUCACCCCCAGAAGGAGUCGGAAGGCUCAGAGAGGCGAAACAGGUCAGAGUCAGCGGGGGAGAAAGACAGGGACAUCACCCUGAGUUCUCACACUAGUACCUCUGCCAUUAGCCCAAGGGUGGGAUGCACUGCACCACAGCAAGGUCACUCCGAGAUGGGUCGUAGGAGGCUGGACUCAUUCUCAGAGAGGGAGAGGUUGAUGAACCUGGAGAAUCAACGUCGAGCUGCUCAUCCUGAGCCACCAUCUUCUUCAUACAUGGAUGUGACAUCAUUGUCCUCAGCUGCCUGGGUGCCCGCCAAGGACUAUUCAGUCACAGGGAUGCCACCUAGUCCACCCAAGCUGAGCAGGGACUCUUCUGUCUCAUCGGCCAAACAAGGAGUUUCUCCAGGGGACCACUUCAUCGAACAACAGGCCCACAAUAUCCUAAGCAGACAGGGUACAAGGGCAAACCUGAGCACUGAUUGGUUCCUCCAGACUGAUGCUGAGGGUGACACCAAUUCUCUCAUCAACUGGCCCUCAAGAAUCAGAGUUAGGGAGAGGCUCGUGAGAGAAGAAGGCCACCAGAAGAGCCCAGAGCUGGGGAAAGUUAGAGAGACCCCAGGUUACUGCAGACAAUUUCAAUACCGCAACCAAAAUUCUACACAGUACCAUGCAGAAACACCAGGUCCCCACCAGACUUACUCCCAUCCUCACCAUCAACCCCAACCUCAGCUCACCCAACCUGGGCCACUGGGAGUACAAGAAGCUGGUGGAUACCCCAGUUACCUGUCCAUGGCCUCUGGUCCCUCAUCCAGAGCUGGGGAGCAGCAACCAGAGGAAGAGACUGAGAGAACAGAGGAUGCAAAGACAAGGGGCCUUCUGAGGAGCAGACAAGCAGUUCUACCCUCUGAGAUCCGCCGCAGGGAGAGGAGCACUGAAGACCCACGGAGAGGAUGGAGGGAAGAGGAACUAGGAGUGUCCAAGGCGUUGAGUCUCAGCCAGGCACGGGAGGCAGAGGACCCUGCAAGAGAAGGACACCGAGGUAGAGCCAGGUUGGACGAAACGGAGCACAUCUACCAUCUGCAAGCAUCAGAAAUCAGGCCUCGAGAGCUUGAUAAUGCCAUGUAUAUCCACAAAGGGUUGGUUGCCACUUACAUCCAGCCCAGAGCGGCACUUGCAGGCCCAGGAAUCUCCACCUCCAUCACAGCGCUGAGCCACCUGGUGUCAGAUACAGGGGAUCCACAAGCGCCCAUUCAGAGGAACCGGCAGCACCAGACCCAUGACCACCGAGAGGUCAGGGAGGGUGGUGGUUUUGGUAACAAAGAGAAUCAGCUGGACAACAGGAUGUCUGUGGCCCAGCUCAGACACUCCUAUAUGGAGAGCACCACCACCCCACCAACCAGCCGCAGGAAUGAGCUUGAGAUUGAGGGAGACAGGGCACUCACAGGCUAUGAGGCCCCAUGGAGAGGGGAGAGGGACAGGGGGCGAAGGCCCCCGCAGUGUAUCUGUCCUGGGGAGAGUAGAAAGACCUCAGAGAGGUUUAGGAUGCAGCCCAUCGCUUCUGCUGAGCGCCAGGAGACUGAUAGGUCCUCUGUGAGUUCAGAUCUUGCUUCUGCUGAAGCUGAUGAAGAGAGGCUAGAUGAACGGGCCAAGCUGAGUGUGGCAGCCAAGCGCUCUCUCUUCAGGGAACUGGAGAAGAACAUUGAUGGUGGUGGCCCUAAAGUGAGGUCCAGGAAUGCAGCGGUGGACAGGAGACUAAGACGGACACAAGAUCGAUCCAGGACUCAGCCAGUCACCACAGAGGAAGUUGUCAUUGCUGCCACCGUCCCCACUCACGUGCCACACACAGUGACUGCUCACACUGCUGUAGCACGCAUCCCCAGCCCCACCCUAGUUUGCAGCACUGUCCCACCAUACAGCCUCCAGGCAUCAUCACAGCAGAGCACUGCCACCCGGGAGCAGGUGUGGGCGGCCCGGCAGGUGAAGGACACCCUGGAGGUCCAGAGCACUAUGCCUGUUUCCACAAUGGAGGGAAAACAACAGAGUCACAACCAGAGCCAGAGUCAGGGUCAGGGUCAGGAGGAGCCUGACCUCUGCACCCUCAGCCUGGCAGAGAAGAUGGCGCUGUUCAACAGACUGGCUCAGACUCCAACCAGAGUGACCCGCACCAGAGGGGACACACGCCAGCGCAGGGCCAACGCACGCUACCAGACACAGCCCAUCACACUGGGAGAUAUGGAGCAGCUUCAGAAUGGUACAGGCUCUCAGUUCAGACACCUCCCUGCUUCAUCCUCCUCCUCUGAUUUGAGAGCAGGAGGCACUGUCUCCACUGACCAUGCUGGAGACAUCCACCUGACCAGAGGGGAGCCCCGGGACGAACUCUUACCUACCUCUACUUCUGACACGUCUCUGCCCCCUCGCCAACCAGAGGGCCCUACCUGGAGGUCCCAGGACCACCAGAAGUACAGAGUUUUUCCCCAGGAAGAAGACAGAGCUGAUCUCUGUGGAGGCAAAAGGAAGCUGCCCUCUCCUGAAGGAGUGGUCAGGCAGGCCAAUCUGCCCCAGCCCCACACUGGAAAAGAGAGGAGGGCAGAGGAGGAGCAGCAGCAGGAGGAGGAGGAGGAGGAGGAGCAGUGGUGGGUGACCAGACAGGGGGCGGCAGUGCAGAGCUCAGAGAGCCACAUGCUUCAGGAGUGGCAGAGAGAGGAGGUGUAUCGGAGGGAGGAAGGACACUACCCGGACAGUCAGAAGAGCAGGGCCAUCAGUGGCGAGUUGCUGGAGUCCACCGUGGUAACAUCCAGAGCAGCGUCUCGUCUGCCCAGGACUGCGUGUCAGCCUCCAGCGGCAGACGCACACGUGAACGACAGCAGACCCACAGCAGGCCUGGUGCAGCCUGAGCAGGGAGACGAGCUGAACGACAUGAUGACAGCCAGACACAUGUCCAUCAGAGACAGAGUGGCUUUGUUGAAGAAGAGCGGUGAGCAGGACUGGAGGAACAGGAUCAAUAAGAAGCAGGAUGUGGGGGAACAACACACCCAGCUCCAAGAGGUGGAGGAGAGCUUUAAGACAAAGGGGGAUGAAGCGCUGGUGAUGAUCGAUGAGUUUGCUGUGUCCGACCAGCUCUGGGCUACCAGAUCUCCUAGACCCAUGCAGGUGGAUGAGAGACACCCCUGGAGAUGGAAGAGAAUAUCUGAGUCUGAGAUGGAGUGCUACAGCAUUGAGGCUCUCAUGUCAAUCCAGGAGAGGAAACAGCUGAUUGUAGCCCAGGAGGAGGCCUGGAAGACCAAAGGCCACGGAGCGGCCAACGACUCCACCCAGUUCACUGUGGCUGCACGCAUGGUGAAGAAAGGGCUGGCCUCCCCCACAGCCCUCCAGUCUACAUCCUCAUCCAAACCCAAGAACAACAGCCUUGCUAUCUCCAAACCACAGGAAGAGAUCAAGGCUGUACCAGAUCUGAACCUCGAGUCCGACCUGAAGCUGGAUAAACUGGAGUCAUUUCUUGGCAAACUCAACAGUAAAGUGUCUGGACUGCCAGAGGCGACCAUAACAGUCACACAGAAGAAGGUCAAGGAAGUGAUGACGCUCGAAGACGAAACCUUUUCCAAGUUCUACCGCCAAGUCGAGGAGCUCCCCAUCACUACCAACAAGAUGGAGAUAGACAACGACUUUGAUGCCAUCUUCGGCCCCCAGACACCAAAGCUGACCUCGGAGAUGGUUCAGCACAAGCGGGCCGUGCGCCCAGCGCGUAACGUCCAGGCCUCAAGGAACCCUCUUAAGAUGCUGGCUGCCAGGGAGGACAUCAGGCACGAAUACACAGAGCAGAGACUCAACAUCGGCCUGCUGGAGAGCAAGAGGAUGAAGGCUGAGAAGAUGAAUAAGAACUCUGGAUUCUCUGACGUUGCUCUGGCCGGUCUGGCCAGCAGGGAGAACUUCAGUAAUGUCAACCUGCGCAGCGUCAACAUCUCCGAGCAGAUGUCCAACAACAGUGCUGUACCUUACAAGAAACUCAUGCUCUUACAGGUUAAAGGCCGACGGCACGUUCAGACCAGACUGGUGGAGCCCCGAGCGUCCUCCCUGAACAGUGGGGAUUGUUUCUUGCUCAUCACGCCACACCACUGCUUCAUCUGGACUGGAGAAUUCGCCAAUGUCAUCGAAAAGAACAAGGCGUCAGAGUUGGCAAACUUCAUCCAGAGCAAGAGAGAUUUGGGUUGCAGGGCUAACUAUGUCCAGCUCAUCGAGGAGGGUGUCAGCACAAGCAGCCAAGCAGUUAAGGACUUCUGGAAGAUUCUGGGAGGGCAGUCCAGUUUUCAGUCUGCAGGAACACCAGAUGAAGAUGAACUGUACGAGGGUGCCAUUGUUGAGACAAACUGCAUAUACCGCCUGAUGGAUGACAAACUGGUUCCAGAUGACGAUUACUGGGCCAAGAUGCCCCGUUGUUCUCUGUUGAACCCCAAGGAGGUCUUGGUGUUUGACUUUGGCAGUGAGAUGUACAUAUGGCACGGAAAGGAAGUGACACUGGCACAGAGGAAGGUGGCCUUUCAGCUGGCCAAGCACCUGUGGAACGGCACCUUUGACUACACAAACUGUGACAUCAACCCACUCGACCCGGGAGAGUGCAACCCACUCAUACCCAAGAAAGGUCAGGGCCGGCCUGACUGGGCAGUGUUUGGCAGACUGACUCAACACAAUGAAACCACCCUGUUCAAAGAGAAAUUCCUGGACUGGAGCGACUCCAGGAAAACACCAAGUCCCACAAAGAAUACCAACGAUCAUGUGACUGAUCAGAAGGAGCAGUCCAUCUCGGAUCAGCCCUAUGCGUACGACACCUCCCGGAUGCUUCCCCUCCAUGAAGGGCCAGUCUGCACCAAACUGGAUGGGUUCAACGUGGGGCGGGGCUACGGCCUGGUGGAGGCAGAGGAGUGGCGAAGCUGCGAGAUCAGCACGCUGGCGGUGGAGGUGUGGCACAUCCUGGAAUUUGACUACAGCCGCCUGCCGCACCAAAGCAUUGGCCAGUUUCACGAAGGCGACACAUACGUAGUGAAGUGGAAGUAUAUGGUCAGCACUGCAGUUGGGAGAAGACAGAACCCCGAGCAGAUGAAGACAGCCGGGGCCGGGAAGGAGAAGUGCUGCUACUUCUUCUGGCAGGGCCGCAACGCCACUGUCAGCGAGAAGGGAACAUCGGCGCUGAUGACGGUGGAGCUGGACGAGGAGCGAGGAGCACAGGUUCAGGUCCAGCAGGGGAAGGAGCCGCCAUGUUUCUUGCAGUGCUUUAAAGGAGGGAUGGUCAUCCACUCAGGGAAGAGAGAAGAGGAGGAGGAGAACUUGCAGAAUGACUGGCGUCUGUACUGUGUGCGGGGGGAGGUGGAGGUGGAGGGCCACCUGCUGGAGGUGGCCUGUCACUGCAGCAGCCUGCGCUCCCGGGUCUCUAUGGUGCUGCUGAGCGUCAGCCAGGCCCUCAUCUACCUGUGGCAUGGCUGCAAGUCUCAGACACACACUCGAGAGGUGGCACGCACCGCUGCUAACAAAAUCAAAGAGCACUGUCCUCUGGAGGCAGGCCUCCACAGCAGCAGCAAGGUGACCAUCCGGGAAUGUGAUGAGGGAGCAGAGCCCACAGGAUUCUGGGAACCUCUCAGCAGGAGGGACAGGAAAGCAUAUGACUGCAUGUUGCAAGAUCCAGGGAGGUUUAACUUCACACCACGUCUCUACCAGCUGAGCAGCAGCUCAGGAGAGUUUGCUGCUGUGGAGUUUCUCUACCCGGCAAGAGACCCCAAGAAAAUCAACUCCAUGCCUUUCCUGCAGGAGGACCUUUAUGCAGCUUCACAGCCAGGUCUGUUCCUGGUGGACAACCACCACGAGGUAUAUCUGUGGCAGGGCUGGUGGCCUCAGAGCGGCGAAAGCACCGGCUCAGCACAAAUCCGUUGGGACUCGGACAGGAAGUGCGCCAUGGAGACUGUGCUGCAGUACUGUAGAGAAAAGAAUGAGAAGAAGCCUCCUAAAGCGUAUCUGAUCCAUGCUGGUCUGGAGCCCCUCACCUUCACCAACAUGUUCCCCAGCUGGGAGCACAGAGAGGACAUCGCUGAGAUCACUGAACGGGAAGCAGAGGUGUGUAACCAGAUUAUCCUAGUGGAGGACGUGUUGGCCAGGCUGUGUCAGACCACGUACCCCCUGGCAGAUCUUCUGGCCCGGCCACUGCCCGAGGGCGUCGACCCUCUCCGCCUGGAGGUCUACCUGUCAGAUGAGGACUUUGAGGGUGUAGGGCUCAUGGGAAGAAAGCCCUGGAGAUGAGCAGAGAGGAGUACAGGGCCUUGCCCUGCUGGAAGCAGGUGAACGUGAAGAAAUCCAAAGGACUUUUUUAAAAGUUUGGAACAGAGAGCUGAGCUGAAGUCAUCAGAGAAAGCACACAGGAGGUUGUUUUUUGUUUUUUCUCCCGUUUGGACACAACAGAGGCACAGGAGCUGCCUUCAGAAAGUUGAGGAUGAAUGAGGGAAGUAAUGCAGGUGUGGAAGAGGUGAUGAGUGAAUGAGGAGUAUGUGCUGUUUGUGUUUGCUGGUGUUAAGUAGGAGACAAAUGUAGGCUGAUGCACCUGUGAGUGGAUGUAUUAAUAGUUGUUCUUUAAUGUCACAAUCUGUUAAUGUCUGUAAAUAUGUACUAUACUGACGGAGGAUAGCCAGUGCCCUUACAUUAUGAGCCAUGCAGCCAUCUGUUAGAGUGGAGACAGGUCUGUCAGCCUGUUCAGCUCUCUUCUUCUGCUAUGAAUGCUCAUGCAUUACAAAUGAUUUAUAUUAAAUAUCAAAUCUAUAUAGGAUUUUUUCAAAAAAGCUUCGUGAAUAUUGACUGAGCUACAAAUGACUGAACGAACUGUAUAAUGACUGUUGAGGAUCUUUGUGUCAUAUGUUAAUAAAUACCAGAUUUUACAGAAGUUCUCUCUUGCUGUACAGUUCACCAUUUGCCAUUUACAAAUCAAGUGACGCAGCUUUAUUUGGAUGUCUAGUGUCAUGAUUGUGUCAGAUAGAAGUCCAGUAUAUAGUGCCUUGCUUUGUGUACAGUUUAUAUACAGAACCUAGUCUGCUUUUUGAAGACUUUUUUUGUGAUAUAAAGAAAUAUUAGAGAAAUAAAACCUGAAAGUUUGAUAACAGAA
Acanthopagrus latus (yellowfin seabream) is the source of this 8010-nucleotide messenger RNA. It is a transcript of the gene svila, whose product is annotated as supervillin a. Gene Ontology annotation, cellular component: cytoplasm; actin cytoskeleton. Gene Ontology annotation, molecular function: phosphatidylinositol-4,5-bisphosphate binding; actin filament binding. Gene Ontology annotation, biological process: actin polymerization or depolymerization; barbed-end actin filament capping; cytoskeleton organization. Bases 195 to 7157 code for a protein of 2320 amino acids. Lineage: Eukaryota; Metazoa; Chordata; Actinopteri; Spariformes; Sparidae. The transcript has 41 exons. The record is from RefSeq and is a predicted model, not a curated record.